GAAUGGCGGAAGUGGAGGCGCCGACGGCGGCCGAGACGGACAUGAAGCAGUACCACGGCUCUGGCUCCGUCACCAUGGACAUGGAGCGGAGCCGCUUCCCUUACUGCGUAGUGUGGACUCCCAUCCCGGUGCUUACGUGGUUUUUCCCCAUCAUUGGCCACAUGGGCAUCUGCACAUCCACAGGAGUCAUUCGAGACUUCGCAGGCCCCUAUUUUGUCUCGGAAGACAACAUGGCCUUUGGAAAGCCUGCCAAGUACUGGAAGUUGGACCCUGCACAGGUUUACGCCAGCGGGCCCAAUGCGUGGGACACAGCUGUGCAUGACGCCUCUGAGGAGUACAAGCACCGCAUGCACAACCUCUGCUGCGACAACUGCCACUCGCAUGUGGCAUUGGCCCUGAACCUGAUGCGCUACAACAACAGCACCAGCUGGAAUAUGGUGACCCUCUGCUUCUUUUGCCUGCUGUAUGGGAAGUACGUCAGCAUCGGGGCCUUUGUGAAGACCUGGCUGCCCUUCGUCCUCCUCCUGGGCAUCAUCCUGACUGUCAGCCUGGUCUUCAACCUGCGAUGAUGGCUGCCGGGCAGCCCCAAGCCCACGAGGCUCCUGAGGAGACAGCCGCCACCCUUUGGCCCCAGACUUUUCCUCUUCACUCCCAAGACAGACUGGCCCUACUAUGUAGGACCUGGGGCCUGGGCUGGGGGAUGGAAGUGCUGAGGAUGAGCACGGGGCA
Fukomys damarensis (Damara mole-rat) is the source of this 729-nucleotide messenger RNA. It is a transcript of the gene Tmem222, whose product is annotated as transmembrane protein 222. Bases 3 to 569 code for a protein of 188 amino acids. The record is from RefSeq and is a predicted model, not a curated record. The transcript is spliced from 6 exons. Lineage: Eukaryota; Metazoa; Chordata; Mammalia; Rodentia; Bathyergidae.